Messenger RNA from Bufo bufo (common toad), 1246 nucleotides. It is a transcript of the gene LSM11, whose product is annotated as LSM11, U7 small nuclear RNA associated. The transcript has 4 exons. Gene Ontology annotation, cellular component: U7 snRNP. Bases 3 to 878 code for a protein of 291 amino acids. Lineage: Eukaryota; Metazoa; Chordata; Amphibia; Anura; Bufonidae. The record is from RefSeq and is a predicted model, not a curated record. Gene Ontology annotation, molecular function: U7 snRNA binding. Gene Ontology annotation, biological process: mRNA 3'-end processing by stem-loop binding and cleavage.
UCAUGGCCCAGGAAGAGGUGACUUGUAGUCUGGAUGUCACUUCGGAGUCGUUCGACCCCCUUCUAGCCCUCUACUCUCCCUCCACUCCGCUCCCGUUCCCGGACGUGCGCUGCUUUAACAACUUAGCCGAAUAUGAGAGCUUCCUGCGUGGAGGCGGGCGGGCGAGGGGUCGGGCACGGGGGGCGCCCAAGGCGGCAAAGAAGGGACGGAAGCCGGCGCCGGACCCGGAGCGAGUGGAGAGGCUGAAAAAACUGAUGCUGCCCGCGGAGGGCGAUGCAGAGCCGAGAAGACCUCCCCGAAGAAGCAAGCGGGCGCCGAGAAAUGUGCUCACCCGGAUGCCCUUGCAUGAGGGAAGCCCCGUAGGACGUCUCUACCGCUGCAUACAGGAACGCCUGAAGGUCAAUGUCCACAUCCGCACGUUCAAGGGUCUGCGCGGGGUCUGCUCAGGAUUUAUCGUUGCCUUUGACAAAUUCUGGAACAUGGCAAUGGUGGAUGUGGAUGAGACUUACAGGAAACCAGUCCUUGGCAAAGCGUUUUACAAUGAGCCCCAGCUGACUCUCACCCGGCUAUUCGACAGGCUGAAACUUCAGGAGUCAGGAGAGCAGCCAUCUACAGAAAAACCAUGUGCUCCAUCAAAGAGACUAGAACUUCCACAUAAAGGUUCUCCGCCUGGAGAGGACAAGACCGCAGCCACUAGUAGAGAUAUAAGGAGAGCCACUCAGGAGCCAGGACAGGGCCAAAGACAAGGAGAUGUGAAAACGAAAGAGCGGACUAGACGGCGGAAGGAGAAGAUUGACUAUCAGCAAGCGUUUAAACGUCACAUGAAGCAGGUGUUCAUUAGAGGCGAGAGCAUCUUAUUAGUGCACGUCCCUGAAUGACGCCGCCAUAUGGGGGAUGUAUGAGGACAAUGUUGUAAAAGGAAUUCUGGUGGAGUUUCUUUGGGACAAUGAAUCCAUAUAAAAGGGUUCAGUGGGCAUCACAUGCCGUGCAUGGACCUUAAGUCUUUGAUUUGUAGCUUUAUGGUAAAAAUAAAGCUCAUAAGAGCGCAAUCACGUGACAGCAUGUCCGGUCCCAGUAGAGGGCUGUUUGAGAAGUAUGGGUAUAAUGUGGACUGAAAUUAUCAGCAGUUUUAUGGCUUAUACCUUUCAGUAUGCAGCAUGUGGAUGAGCUGUCAGUACAUACCUCGGUAUUAAAGGAAGAGCACUGUAAAUUCCUUCUGUUGAUUCAGUUGUUUUUGCCCCAUCCA